This is a messenger RNA of Parathielavia appendiculata, 255 nucleotides long. RefSeq lists its product as uncharacterized. Lineage: Eukaryota; Fungi; Ascomycota; Sordariomycetes; Sordariales; Chaetomiaceae. The transcript has a single exon. The annotation marks the transcript as partial. The record is from RefSeq and is a predicted model, not a curated record.
AUGGCCGACUCAGACCCGUCCAUCAGCGAUGGCACCUGUUACGCAGCACGUGAAAAGCGGGCUAGCCUUAAUUUCAUUCCCUGCGGCAACUCUGCGUUUGGCGAUAUUCAUUGCUGUCAAGCUGGCGAUAACUGCCUCGAGAACAAUGCCUGCUAUAACGGCCGGCAUGGGACGACUUACCUGGCCGGGUGCACCGACUUCGACUAUGAGGACCCCAGCUGCCCGGACAAGAAGUCGUAUCAAGGUAUGACACUC